Vigna radiata var. radiata (mung bean) is the source of this 1701-nucleotide messenger RNA. Its product is annotated as protein ALP1-like. Lineage: Eukaryota; Viridiplantae; Streptophyta; Magnoliopsida; Fabales; Fabaceae. Bases 436 to 1620 code for a protein of 394 amino acids. The record is from RefSeq and is a predicted model, not a curated record. The transcript is spliced from 3 exons.
AUUUUAAUAUACAUAGGAAUGAAGAUGGUGAAUUGGUGAUGUUUUUUUUUUUUUUUUUUAGAGUGCCCCAUAGCAGAACAGAACACCAUAUCAUAUCUGUGUCUGUGUGUCCCUUCUCCCCUGAGAAAGUGUUGACACAUUGUCUUAAACCAACCCACAUGUUGUUUUUGGUGUUGGUUGGAUUUUGCAUCACUUACAUUAACAUUAACCUUAACCUUAACCUUAAUCUUACCCCUUCUUUUGCAUUUAGCAUACUUUUAACUGCCCUCUCUUCCCUUUUUUCACUCCUUUCUUGCAUGCUUUAAACAGACACUCAUACACCACUCUUUGUUCCACAACUAACCAUUAUUCCUGCUCUCACAACUUGUUUCCAUCAUCAUUCUCUGGCUUUGUCUCCCCGAAUCUCCAGAGUAUUGCUGAUUCGAUUGACUGGUCAUGGGUCCUGUGAGAGGAUUGAAGAAGAAAAGAAAGCCAGAGAAGAAGCAUGACAGGAAUGGUUCCGCUGCUUCUGGGUCACCCGAGGGAGAGGGUCCUGUAGAUUGGUGGGAUGACUUGUCAAAGAGGAUGAAUGGUCUUCAGCAGUCUCCAUCAAAAUGUUUGGAUAGCUUCCAGUCUGUUUUCAAGAUCUCCAGAAAGACAUUUGAGUACAUAUGUUCUCUUGUUAAGGAUGACAUGAUGACAAAAUCUGCACAUUUCGUCUUUACAAAUGGCAAACCAUUGUCUUUAUGUGAACAAGUAGCAGUGGCACUGAGAAGACUGGGAUCAGGUGAAUCCCUUGUCACAAUUGGUGAUUCAUUUGGACUAAACCACUCAACUGUUUCACAAGUCACCUGGAGGUUUGUGGAAUCCAUGGAAGAAAAGGGUAUUCACCACUUGCAAUGGCCUUCUACAGAAAUGGAAAUGAAUGCAAUCAAAUCCAAAUUUGAGAAAAUACGAGGUCUCCCCAAUUGCUGUGGUGUAAUUGAUGCUACUCACAUCACAAUGUGUUUACCUGCAUCUGAACCUUCCUGUAAUGUGUGGCUUGAUCACAAAAAGAAUCAUAGCAUGGUCUUGCAAGCAAUAGUGGAUCCUGACAUGAAGUUCAGGGACAUAGUCACUGGCUGGCCUGGUAAAAUGGAGGACUGGUUGAUAUUUGAGAGUUCAAAUUUCAACAAACUUUGUGAAAAGGGUGAGAGGUUGAAUGGAAGCAAAUUACAGCUCUCUGGAGAAUCAGAAAUAAGAGAAUAUAUAAUUGGUGAUUCAGGUUAUCCUCUGUUACCUUACCUUGUUGUCCCCUAUGAAGGGAAAGAACUCUCAGAACCAAAAGCACAGUUUAACAAGCAGCACUUAGCAACAAGAGUGGUGGCACAAAGAGCACUGACAAGGCUGAAGGAGAUGUGGAGAAUCAUUCAUGGAAUGAUGUGGAGACCAGACAAACACCGUCUGCCAAGGAUUAUUCUUGUUUGUUGUGUACUUCACAACAUUGUUAUUGAUUUGAACGAUGAAGUGCAAGAUGAACUGUCUUUGUCUCAUGAUCAUGACUCUGGUUAUCAUCAAUUGAUUUGUGGAGCUGUAGAUGAGAAGGGAGUUGCACUAAGAGACAGUUUGUCUCACUACUUGACUGGAAAAUUGUCUUCAUAAAUUUUGUCUUUCAUUUUCUUUUGGUUGCUCAAAUGAAUUUACUAAAAUAUUGUAGGUUCUAAGAAAGCAUAUCUUAUGGUA